CAGUGCAUUAUUUCCCGGAGCCUUCCUUUCCUUCCCUGUGCAGCUCGGGUCCAGCAGGGAGGAAUCUCCGUCUGCUGCUGCUGCUGCUGGCCGGGGACCCCCUGAAGUCAGGAGAGGGGGUGCAGAGAGAACCGCCAGGGGUCAGGCUGCCAUGGCUCCCAGCACAGCCCAGACCUGCCCCCCGCCCCCCUCCCCAGGUGCAUGCAGAGUCCCGGGGGAGUGAGUGGCACUUGCACCAGCAAGGAGGGUGCCCUCAGCCAGGGACGGGAUGCUCUCACUCCAAUGGACGUAAAGCCCCCGGCCGCCGAGAGAAUGAAGUAACCGUGAUGGAGCCGGUAUCAGCCUCGGGCUCCAAACUCAGAGCAGCCGCGUCCAGGGGGAGAUCGCUCUUUGUUUGGAUUAUUUUAUAUAUUACCUGUUGCCUGGAUAUUUCUCAGGGAAUAGCUGAAGAUGUGGACGUUCUUCAGAAGUUGGGCCUCAUGGGAAGCAAGCCAUCCAGUCGCCCAGUUCCCGAAGGGGUCAUACCAUUCAAGUCGGGAGUCAUUCUGACACAGCGAGCGCGUAUCGAAGCUCCGAUUCACGCCGUCAUACCGCCAAGCUUAGGAACUGAUCUCACUCUGGUGCUAAGCCUCUGCUCCCACCGAAUUAACAAUGCCUUUUUAUUUGCUGUCCGAAGCAAAAAGAAGAAACUUGAGCUCGGGUUGCAGUUUAUCCCGGGUAAAAUUAUAGUGUACGCGGGUCACAAGCAGUCUGUAUAUUUUGAUUACAAUGUCCAUGAUGGGCAAUGGCACAAUAUGGCUGUUGAUAUUCAAGGCCAAAAGGUGACUCUAUAUACUUCUUGUGGGAAGCAAAGAGUUAAUGCCAGUCUGCAUGUAACGAAAGGUGACGCAUUGGAUCCCGAUGGGGUGUUCACGCUGGGGAAGCUGAACCAGCAGACUAUACAAUUUGAAGGUGCUAUUUGCCAGUUUGAUAUUUAUCCUCCCGCCAAGGCAGCUCAUAAUUACUGUAAAUAUCUCAAGAAGCAGUGCAGGCAUGCUGAUACCUACCGGCCGAAUCUGCCACCUCCCUUUCCACUGACACCCCAAGAAGCCAGUAUGCCUGUGGGCACCCAGAUAGCUUUUAAAUCCCUAGCUAACAUCAGCACCAGUUCUCCUCCAACGCAGAAACUAAUCAAAACAAACUUGACGAUCGCCAUCAAAGUUAAGGCUCCUCCCGCGAAGUUAACUACAAAAGCACCUGCCGUACUGCCCGUAACGUCGCCAUCCACCCACAGGACUGACACACAGCUCUCGCCAAGUGUCACAACCAGGACUUCCACCGUGGCCCUCAGGAUAUCUGCACCUGUUACUACUUCACCGGGUAAACCUCUGCUCUCUGUCACUAAACACGUUGCGGCACACGGCCAGAACAGUACAAAGGACAAGAGGUCCCAGCCCCUGGAAAAAGUCACCAAGAAAACAGUCUACCAAAAAACAACCGCCAGGCCUCCAGCUUCAUCUGUCACUUCUAAGCAGGUUAGGAAGAUCACCGUAAGCCCGAGGAGUACAAAUACCACCUCCCUAAAGCAAGCAUUGCAGAAGAGAACUAGUAUUCCUACCGUAAAGCAGCAUACUUCCUUGGACCUGAAAAUUUACCCAACUACCACCUCAGUAUUUUACACAAAACCAGGAGCCGGGUCCUUCCACAUGUCCUCAUCCACGUUUACCAGUAUGCCUGCUACCUAUGAUUAUCUAUGGCUUGAUCCAACUGCAUUUCCGGAUUUGAUCGGACCCCCUGGGGCCAAAGGAGAUCAAGGUGCCUCAGGACCACCUGGUCCUCCAGGACUUCCUGGACCACCUGGCAAAAGAGGGCCAAGGGGCCCUCCUGGUCCACAUGGAAAUCCUGGCCCACCCGGACUUCCCGGUCCAAAGGGUCAAAAAGGUGAUCCUGGCAUCUCUCCAGGGAAAGCUUUGAAUGGACUGAAGGGAGACCCUGGUUUGGCUGGUCUGACGGGCGUUCCUGGCCCUCUGGGUCGGAAGGGACAAAAGGGCUAUCCUGGACCCCAAGGUCAUCCUGGUGAACAGGGAGAGCAUGGACCGGAUGGAAGCCCAGGGGCCAAAGGUUAUCCUGGCAGGCAGGGAUUACCGGGACCGAUAGGAGCUCCGGGACCGAAGGGAAGUCGGGGUUUUAUCGGCCUUCCGGGAUUAUUCGGGCUGCCUGGAGCCGAUGGAGAACGCGGUUUGCCUGGAGUUCCCGGGAAGAGGGGCACCAUGGGUAGGCCGGGAUUUCCUGGUGACUUCGGAGAGAGGGGUCCCCCGGGACUUGACGGCAACCCCGGAGAGUUGGGUCCUCCAGGUCCUGCCGGAGUCCUCGGAUUCAUUGGGGACAUGGGUGCUGUUGGAUCUAUUGGUUACAUGGGACCCAAAGGUUUGAAGGGGCUGCCGGGGAACGCAGGAGAAUCUGGACUGAAAGGUGAUAAGGGCGUUCAGGGAUUUCCAGGGAUACCCGGAGAUAUUGGAUUUCAAGGCGACAAGGGCGGGCAGGGCCUCCCUGGACAACCAGGGCCUCGCGGGAAGACAGGACCUGUGGGUAAACCAGGAGAUAAAGGGUUUGCUGGGUUGCCAGGUCCUCCAGGGCCAGAGGGUUUUCCAGGGGACAUUGGGCCUCCAGGACAAAAUGGGCCGGAAGGUUUAAAGGGAAAACCAGGAGCCAGAGGAUUCCCGGGGCCCAGAGGACAGCCUGGGCAUGAGGGCGAUGAGGGACCUAUAGGCCCACCAGGAUCUCCAGGACUUGAGGGGUAUCCUGGCAGAAAGGGGUUCCCCGGUAUACCGGGAGCAGAAGGACCAAAGGGUGAGCCAGGAAACACAGGAAGAGCCGGGAAGAUUGGCGAACAGGGUCUUCCAGGAUUUGUUGGUCCUGUGGGGGAGACAGGAAUUCCGGGUGAAAAGGGUGAUCGUGGCAGUAUUGGCGCUCCAGGACCCCCAGGAGACAAGGGAUCGAUGGGUCACACUGGGAAUCCAGGGCCUGCCGGGCCUCCAGGCCCUCCUGGACCACCGGGUUUGCUUGGAUCACGCGGGUCGCAGGGCAUACGGGGCCCGAAAGGCCGCAGGGGUGCCAGAGGCCCUGAUGGACCAACGGGAGGACCUGGGCUACCAGGUACCAAGGGACCUCAUGGAAUACAGGGCAAAGAAGGACUGGUGGGACAACAGGGCAAGAUGGGAGAAAGAGGACUUGUCGGGCCACGAGGAUUUCCAGGAAUUCCAGGACCCUCUGGCCCACCUGGGGAGAAAGGAAUUCCAGGGAAUCCGGGGCCAUCAGGACCACAAGGACCCGUCGGGGCUUUGGGGGAAAUCGGACAUAAGGGACCUCCUGGGAAGAAGGGUGAGCCAGGACCACAAGGUGAACCAGGAAUGAAGGGAGAUAUUGGCCCACUGGGGAUUCCGGGAGAAAUUGGUCUCAUAGGCCAGAGAGGAGAACUUGGAUUAGAGGGAGACAGCGGUCUGAUGGGCCCCGAUGGAAUGAAGGGGGAAAAGGGCGAGCCAGGGCCUGAAGGGGAGAAAGGAGAAAGGGGCGUUGUGGGCUUAAUAGGAAAAGAUGGCCCCCCUGGUUUCAACGGAAUUCACGGUGUCAGAGGGGUGGAAGGUAAACCAGGAAAACAAGGCGAGAAGGGCCAACCAGGGCGCAAGGGAAACAAAGGUAUUCAAGGGCAUCUUGGAGAAACGGGUCUUCCAGGCAAAAUAGGACCUACAGGAAAUCAAGGCCCGAAGGGAAGUAGAGGCACCUUAGGGCCAGUGGGCUCCCCCGGGAGGAUGGGCGCACAGGGAGAGAUAGGAAUCCCCGGCUAUCAGGGACAUGCCGGCCCUUUAGGCCCAAUCGGAUCUCCAGGAGUAAAAGGCGAAAAGGGAGAGCAAGGGGAUGAUGGCAAGACGGAAGGUGCUCCGGGGGCACCUGGAGACAGAGGCACUGUAGGUGACCGCGGAGACCGAGGUGAACCAGGGGAUCCCGGAUAUGCUGGUCAAGAAGGACCAGAAGGCCCCAGAGGAAAAGCAGGACAACAGGGUUUACCGGGGCAUCCUGGACCAGCAGGUUUUCAAGGCUUACCAGGAUCCAAAGGUGCUGUGGGUUUAAAGGGCAAGCCAGGAAAAUCAGGAGAAACCGGUGCCCGUGGGCAGCCUGGAACAGUAGGGAUGGCCGGUCCUCGCGGGGUGGUAGGAAGACAAGGCCAUGAGGGGCCCCCAGGAUCUGAUGGAAUACCAGGGAAGGAUGGCAGUACUGGGCUUAAAGGAGAACAAGGAGAUGACGGGGAAGUCGGCCCUGCUGGCAUGUCUGGAAAGCGAGGAAACACGGGUGUGCCAGGCUUACCUGGGGCUCAGGGACCAUUUGGACUCAGGGGUGAAAGGGGAUUACCCGGUGAAGUAGGAGUUCCCGGAAUACGCGGCGUGGAAGGCGUCAUGGGACCUCAAGGCGCCAAAGGAGAGCGGGGAACAAAAGGCCAGCCGGGUGACCCUGGGGAAACUGGAUUUCCUGGCAUUGCUGGACUGUUCGGACCAAAGGGACCUCCUGGUGACAUUGGGUAUAGGGGCAUUCAAGGGCCUAAAGGACCUUCUGGUUUAAUGGGUAAUGAAGGAGUCAGUGGUCCAAUGGGAAUUGUCGGUCCUACUGGAAACCCAGGCCCUAUAGGAGACAAAGGAACACAAGGGGAUACAGGAUUGCCAGGCCCGCGGGGCCCUCCCGGUCCCCGUGGGAAGCCUGGACCACCGGGGCCACCCGUGUUUUUGGAAUCCUUUAGAACUGAAGACAUCAGUGACACUUACCAAGCUCUAAUGGACUCCACCGGGCAGUCCUACCGGAGUACCGACUUUAUGCUUGUGGACCACGGAGGAGAAAUUUUUAAGACCCUACACUACCUCAGUAGCCUCAUUCAGAGUAUAAAAAACCCACUGGGUACGAGAGACAACCCAGCCCGAGUCUGCAGAGAUCUGAUGAAUUGCCAACAGAAGAUGGGAGAUGGCACUUACUGGAUUGACCCCAACGUUGGCUGUUCUUCUGAUACUAUUGAAGUCUCGUGUAACUUUACACAAGGUGGUCAGACGUGUCUCAGGCCUCUGACUACAUCCAAGUUGGUGUUUGAUAUUGGCCGGGUUCAGAUGAAUUUCCUUCACCUCCUGAGUUCUGAAGCGGUACAGCACAUAACCAUCCACUGUCUGAACAUCCCUGUGUGGGGCGUCACCUCCGACAAACUCACCCAGAAUGCUGUGCGAUUCAAGGCCUGGAACGGGCAGAUAUUAGAGGCGGGAGGCCAGUUUCAGCCAGAGGUCACGCUGGAUGAUUGCAGGUUGCAAGAUGGACGUUGGCAUCAAACAAUCUUUACCUUUCGGACACAGGACCCAACUCAGUUACCAAUCAUCGACGUGUUAAAUCUCCCCCCAUCCAAACCUGGGAAGAACCUUCACUUGGAAGUCGGGAGCGUCUGUUUCUUGUGAGACUUUACGCUGGUUCCACAUCCCUCAGACCUCUGAACCAGCAACUUCGGACCUUACACGACCUCUUAUCUUAAACAAAUAAAUGGUGCAGAAUGACUCACAAACACCGUAGAGCUAAUCACAUUCACCUGGAGCCUCACCUGGAGCCCCCCAGUGCCACAGCAGAACUGACACUUGGGGGAGGGGGUGGCAGGAGACUGAAAUGAAUCCUUACGCACAGGGCUGACACUCGCUGGACAAGCGUGUUAGCCAAAAAAAAUACAGAAGAGACGAGGUCCAGCAGUCGCAACGUGUGAGAGACAAAACACAUGAAACCAAUUUUUUUUUAUUUUUUUUUUAAAUCACCGUUCACCAGUUAUCCGCCCCUUCUGCCAGGGAGCUGGUAACAGACCAUGCGGUUUGGGUAAUCCAGGCAGAAAGCAUUGUGAAGUGCAAUAUAAAAUAAUGUGUAAAGAAAAAUAAUAAAAAAACAAACAUAAUAUAAAUGUUAUUUAAUAAAAAAUAAGUGUAGAAGCUUCCCACCUUUUUUUUCCUGCAAUGGAUCAAGGAAAUAAAAAGCUUUUUUGUAUGAAGAGACGUGACUGGUUCAACGUGAGGCAAGGCCAACCGGUGCUACCCCCACUGUGAAAAUCUCUGGUGCUUUGAAGCUUUUUUUUAAUUAUUAUUAUUAUUUGAAGCUAUUUAAAGUUUCUGAAGGUGCUGAUGCCUUCCCACACACGUCUGUGGGAGGACGCCCAGCUUUCUUAUUUUAUUUUUUUUUAAUGGAAGGAAGCAAUUGUCGCUUCCUAAUGUACAGCCCCCUUCACUCCUGAGAGCUUAUGUUUAAAGAGUAUAAUCCAUAGAACGCUCCUACAUUACAGCAAACAGCCUGUUCGAGAGAGAGAGACGUAUUGACGCUGCAAGUGUUUACUUACCAUCAUAUAAGCAUUAAGACAAGCACUGAGAGCCUCCUUCUUAUACAGGCACAUCAACAAGGCCCUCUUACCUCUGCGGAUUUAGGAAAUGACAAGAUGUACUAAGAUCUUUUUAAAGUUUACAGUUUCUCCACAUACGCCAGUUCGUCAGAAUUACAGCAACACACAAUAUAAAAAUAACAAAAUCCUCUUAAUGUUAUAUCUUGGUAAAAUAAACCCUGCAGUGAGCAAACAAAGUAACUCAGGGAUGAAGGGGUAAAUAAAAAUCUAAAAUAAAUGGUAAAUUAAGAACAAAUUUUAUUUAAAUCGUGUUUAUAUAUAUUUUAAGGGAAUAUUUUUGUAGGCUUGCAUCCUGGUGAAAUUUGUACCAAAGUAAUUUUUCUGUCUAGAUUCCUUUGUAGAUUUAUUUCCCCCACCCCGCCUCUCUGCUUGGUUGUAUAAAUUGCUUUUUGAAGCUGUAUGUUUUUGUCUGUUUGUUGUUUUGUUUUUGUAACAAAAAGGUAUAGGCCAAACAUUUACUGCUGCUGUUGCCUGUGCAUUAUUCUCCGGCUCUGGUAUCUCACUUCAGAAAAGGAGGGACUAAUUUUUUUUUUAUUUAAUUACAUCCCUUGCUCCCCAAUUUCCCUUCCCUACACCCUUCUCUUUGCUCUGAUUAAAGAGAUUGUGUUGCUUUGAGACCCAACUGGCUUUGGAGUACGUUAUGUAGAAAGUUUAGUUUCUAUGUGUAAAUUUGGGGCUAAAGAUUAUUAUGUAUCUGUUGUGUUCUAUAUUAUAUUGUAACCUGUACUGUAUGGAGAAUACCAUGUUUUAUGUUUAGAAAGGUCUAUUGUUUGUUUGUUUUUUAGUCUUUUUUUUUUUUUUUGUUUCGUUUUGUUAUUUUCCAUCUUCCAUCAAAUUCCAUAAAAGUCGAGAUUCUUCCAAAUACCUCAACAUAUGAUAUUGGGGCUCUUUUCUCUUGCUAUUCUUUCCAUUGCAUAGUUUAUGUUGUCUCCUGUAUAAAUACUGCACCCACUCCCUUUCUUUAUCCUCAUCCUCAGCCCCAUGUCAUUUACCUGUUUCAGGGUGUUGGAUUUUUUUCACAUUCACUUUGUUUUAAGAAAAUAAAAUAAACAUUUCAGAACGAG
This is a messenger RNA of Pseudophryne corroboree (corroboree frog), 7500 nucleotides long. RefSeq names its product collagen type XXVII alpha 1 chain (gene COL27A1). NCBI's taxonomy places the organism in Eukaryota, Metazoa, Chordata, Amphibia, Anura, Myobatrachidae. Gene Ontology annotation, biological process: extracellular matrix organization. The record is from RefSeq and is a predicted model, not a curated record. The coding region runs from base 327 to 5462 and encodes 1711 amino acids. Gene Ontology annotation, molecular function: extracellular matrix structural constituent conferring tensile strength. The transcript is spliced from 61 exons.